UUACUGUCUGUCCUAAUGGCUCGAUUGUAGCGGUGAGUGAAAGACAUGACAGUCUCCACCAUCACCAUCCCCAAUUUCGCCAUUACGGCAGGACUCUUAUUGUUCUAUUGUGCUAUUGUUCGUCUCGGACGCCCGGUCAUGUCUCCUCCGCGGCUUGCAGAACUUCUUCGCCUCUUCUAUCCAACGCUUCCCACCUUACGUCUCUACAACUUCCCGUACAAUCCGCUCAGUCUUUGCAACGCACGUUACCUCACUCCGCAAGAACGCAAUCAUGGCUACCUGGGCGUCGUCGCUACUGGCAAUUCGUCCUGCAGCAUCUCAAGCGAUAGUGGAUGCCACCACUGCUACUCUUCCAGCGGAGUCGGUCAGAAGGGUCAUACUGCUCGUGUGCAACGAACUCCUCAAUAUGGAAGCCAAAACCACUCUCUGGAAUGCGCCAAUUCCGAAACCCUUUACCAUCUCGUUAAGCACGCUCUACGACCGCCUGCUCGACGGCAAACUUCCUCCCAGCCCCACGAAGGUUCUCUCUCCAGGGCUUGAAUCACAGGCAUCAUCGCAAACUCUCACAUGGACGCAAAACACGCAAACACUUUCGUCAAUGCCAAACCGCACAACUUCUCUCACCCCAGAAGACCGUCCACUCCAAGACUUCGAAGACGUGUACUACGCCCUCCUUGCCAAGCUCCAGGAUCUCCACGAAAUGCUCUCUGUGCGUGUCGCAAAUGGCUUUACACUCCCCGCGACGCCCAUCUUUCCUUCCGGUCCCACCGUCGUCGAGACCUGCGCCCAACUCCAAUACUUCUGGCACGUUCUCAAUGACCCUUGCCUUGCCAAAGCUUUAGAUGAAGCCGUGCGUCGCGCACGCGUGGACUCGCUGCAUGAGGAGAUUGUGCAGAAGUUGAUGCGGGAGCAGAUUACGGAGGGCGAUGCGGGCCAGCUGAUCGAGGAUUUGUAUACUUCAUUGAAUGCGGCGAAAGAGGGGGAGGAGAGGAUGCCGGGACUGGCGUGGGUAGGUGGGUGGGCGCCUAGUAUGAUUACGGCGUGGUUGGAGGAGAAGUAUCGGUCAUUGUUGAGGAGGGAGAAGGAGGCUUGGGAGUGGGAGCAGCGGGAGAAGAGGAGGGAACUUAGGCAGCAGAGGAAGAAAGAACGGAUGGUGAAGGAGGCGGAAAAUAGGGAGAGGGAGAGGGAGCAGGCGUGGAGGGAGAGGUAUGGGGAUCCGACGCCCGAGUGGGAGGCGGCGCUGAUGAAGAAGGCGUUUGUGCGGGAGGCGGACUCGGUGCAAGAGAUUGGGAGGACGUUGAGGCGGAGUGCAGGUGGGAAGGGCUCGUGCGAUGAGUCUGAGUGAGAAGGUAGCGGGUGGGGUGGAGAGGAUGGAUGUCGCGUUUGACCUUUGCAAUGGUGCUGGGUGAUCAUGCUGAAUUGCGGAAUAUGGGGAGGCGAGGCGGAUCUACUCAGUGCGACGGAGUCAUCGAGUAGCCCACAUUAAAUCGAUUGUUUGAUCACAAUUCGAAGUAUUGCUCAUUGCGUCCACGG
Westerdykella ornata is the source of this 1533-nucleotide messenger RNA. RefSeq lists its product as uncharacterized. The transcript has a single exon. Lineage: Eukaryota; Fungi; Ascomycota; Dothideomycetes; Pleosporales; Sporormiaceae. The record is from RefSeq and is a predicted model, not a curated record. The coding region runs from base 272 to 1345 and encodes 357 amino acids.